AUGAGUGAUCUCGAAGCAAUGGAGUCUGAGUCUCCCAACAUCCCUGCUCCAAGAGGUACACACCCUUCUCAUCUCAUGACAACAUCUCUAACUGAUACAGAUAUCCAACUCCCCUCCGACGUUCCAUCCCUCGAUCAAAUCCUCUCAGCAGACGACUUUGCGCUCGCUGCUCAAAAAGCUCUUACGCCAAAGGCAUGGGCUUUUUACUCUUCUGCCGCCACGGAUCUUGUGACGGUUACAAAAAAUCGCGAACUCAUCCGUAGAGUCAUGCUUCGACCCAGAAUUCUAAGAAAUGUUUCACAAGUCAAUAUUAGUCGCAAGAUUCUAGGGAUGCAGAGUAAAGCGCCUUUUAUUAUGUGUCCUGCUGCUAUGGCGACGCUGGCGCAUCCGGAUGGUGAACUUGGUUGGAGUAGAGCUGCUGCCAGUGAAGGCAUCUUUGAGAUUAUCUCUAGUAACGCCUCUUAUUCCCUCCCAAACAUCAUCGGCGCCGCUCCCAAAGGCCAUCCCUUCUUCCUCCAACUCUACGUCAAUUCGAACCGGCCGAAAACCGUACAACUCCUGAACCGCGCUCGCUCCCUCGGCAUUAAAGCAAUUUUCGUCACCGUCGAUGCCCCAGUACCCGGAAAGCGCGAAGCUGACGAGCGCGCACCACAAGCAGUCGUCAUCAAAUCUGAGAUGAGUGGUAGCGAGAGCAGCAAAGACGGCAAGGGUAGCGGUUUGGGACGGCUGAUGGGACAGUACAUCGACAAAAGCCUUUCUUGGGAGGAUCUUGAGUGGAUUAGACGAGAGAGUUCUGUGCCGAUUGUGCUAAAGGGCGUCCAGACGGUGGAGGAUGUCAAGUUGGCGGUUGAGUAUGGUGUUGAUGGCGUCAUGUUGAGUAACCAUGGAGGACGAUCGCUUGAUGGUGCGCAAGCUUCCAUUCUCAUCCUGUUGGAAGUCCGAAAACGCUUCCCUGAAGCCUUUGAUCAUCUCGAGAUCUUUAUCGACGGCGGCUUCGAACGUGGAUCAGACAUCCUCAAAGCAAUUGCACUGGGCGCUACAGCUGUUGGAAUUGCAAGGCCUUUUUUGUAUUCCUUGGUAUAUGGUCAAAAGGGUGUUGAACACCUAUCACAGAUUCUAAAGGAUGAACUCGAGACUUCAAUGAGACUUGCUGGUAUUACAAGUCUGAAUCAAGCGACGCCUGCUCUUGUGAAUUCUCUGGAUAUAGAUCAUCUCGUUACAUCUGGGCGCAUUGAACCGAGUUCAGUAUCGAGAAAAGUACGAUCUUCAAAGCUAUAA
Fusarium venenatum is the source of this 1278-nucleotide messenger RNA. NCBI's taxonomy places the organism in Eukaryota, Fungi, Ascomycota, Sordariomycetes, Hypocreales, Nectriaceae. The record is from RefSeq and is a predicted model, not a curated record.